AUGGGUGUACUGAUGACGUCGGUUGUCGUUAAUGCAGUGAUGCUAGUUUUGGUAGACGCGAGAUCCUCAUAUAUGACGUUAAAUAAUAAACCCGUCAUUGAUUUAAAUAAAAAAUCAGCACCGAUGACUAUAAAAGCGCCACACGAACGAAGAUCAGCACUCUUUCCAAAGAUUUUUACAAAAUUUAUGGCAAAUUCUAAUGAGACUCCAAAGUCUCAAUACACGACAUUUAAACCAUCAUCUGAAUACGUUGGCCCGCAAAAGACCAGUUUUAAUAGAAAAGAAUUUACAAUUUUCGAAUAUACAACUCCUAAAGCUAGAGAAACAGGUAUGAAAGAUUUUUUUACAAAGAUUAAAUCAAAUGAAAAUAUUCGUAUGAACGUGACAAAUGUUUCGAAUUUAAAUAGAGUUGGCAGACGAGAAAGUAAUAAUCAAAACAGUUCGAUUAAUGAAGGAAACAUAAUUGCUUUAAAAAAUAAUUUCAGUGAAACGGCCAAUUUACAUAUGGUGACUGAAAAUCCUAUUGAAAAUAAAAAACUAAAUUAUAAAGGCAUUAACAAUGCCAAUGUUGAUUAUUAUGUACCUGAAGUUUCAAUGGGCAAGAAAAAUAGUUUCCUGGAAAGUAAUGGCCCUUUUGAAGAAAAUUAUACUGUAGCAAAUGGAAUACCUAAUGAAUAUAAAAAAAGGUACCCACAAAGUAAUGACGAUGAAGAAUCAACAACAGAAUCGUUUCAUAAUUCUGUAACAUUCAAAAUUUCAACGUUAGAUGAAAAAUCAUACCCAAAAAAUAUUGAUACUGUAAACAGUAAUGAAAAAUUUAUAACAGAAGUAAGAAAUGAUUCUGAAGUACCUGGUAAUGACAAAUUGCGGUUCCCCGGCAGUAGCAAUGCUUUAGAAGGCAACGAAGAAUUUAAAACAGAAGUAAACGGCUUCAGACAAGCCAGAAAUGUAAACAUUAUUGAGGAAGAAUCUCAAGCUACAGUCAUUAUACCUGGAUUCAGAUUUAAUGACCAAAAACCACCACUCGAGAACGCUCAAACUUUUAAAAAUAUUAAUUUCUAG
Molecule: messenger RNA, 1062 nt
Organism: Diatraea saccharalis (sugarcane borer)
Lineage: Eukaryota; Metazoa; Arthropoda; Insecta; Lepidoptera; Crambidae
Source: the annotation of a GenBank genome assembly